Molecule: messenger RNA, 2475 nt
Organism: Rotaria sp. Silwood1
Lineage: Eukaryota; Metazoa; Rotifera; Eurotatoria; Philodinida; Philodinidae
Source: the annotation of a GenBank genome assembly
AUGACCGAAGUCAUUUUAGCUAAUCGUUUACGAGACCUUGAAGAGGAAUUAAAAACUGAACGUGAUGUUCGAUAUCGUCAAGAAAAAGAAUUAACAAAUUUACGUAUUGAUUUUGACGAAAUAGAACAACAAUUAGAUGAAAUUACAAAUGCACGUGACAGAGAACUUGAAACUAAUAAACGUUUAAAACUAGAAAUUCAUGAUUUACGUCAAAGAGUUGAAGUUCAAUCAACUGAGAAUGAUGAAAAUCAAAAUGCUCUUCGUCGUCGUUUUCAAGAUGCAUUAGCUGAAUUAACAAGUCAAGUUGAAGCAUUAAGCAAAGGAAAAACAAGACAUGAAAAGGAGAGUAAAACAUUUAUUAUUGAAAUCGAAGAUUUAAAAAAUGAAGUCGAAUCAUUAGCAAAAGCUAAAAGUCAAUCUGUAUCAAUAAGUAAAGAACUUGAAGGAAAAUUAAUUGAAAUGAAUGGAAAAGUUGAUGAUGCUAUACGACAAUUAACUGAUGCUAAUUCAUCAAAAGCUCGUCUUGUUGAAGAAAAUUUAAUAUUUAGCCGACGAAUUGAAACACUUGAUUUUGAAUUAACAUCAAUACAAACAUUAUAUAAACGAACACAAGGUGAUCUUGAAGAAGCAAGACUUCAUUUAGAAUCUGAAAUGGCUACAAAUAGAACAUUACAAUCAACAGUAAAAACUUUUCAAAUGGAUUUAGAAUCAACAAAAUUACAACUUGAAGAUGAAAUUGAAGCUAAAGUUGAAUUACAAAAAAUUUUAAUUAAAAUUCAAGAAGAAACAAGACUUUUAAGAGAUAGAUUAGAAAGAGAAAUUGAAUCAAAAAAUGAAGAACUUGAAGAUCAAAGACGUAAAUUUAAUGGACGUAUUAAUGAAGUUCAAGAACAACUUACUGAAGUUCUUGCUAAAGCAAGUAAUCUUGAAAAAGCUAAACAACGUCUUCAAGCUGAAUUAGAUAAACUUAAUGGUGAAGUUGAAAAAUAUCGUAAACGAGCUGAUGAAGCUGUUCGACGUAAUAAACAAUUAGAAAAAGAAGUUGAUGAAUCUCGUCAACGUUUAAGUCAAUUAAGUGCUGAACUCGAAUCAGCUGUACAAGCUAAUCGUAAUUAUCAAAGUGAAUUAGUUAAAGUGAAAAGCUUAAAUGAACAACUCACCGAACAAAUUGAUAUUAUUACACGAGACAAGCGUCGUUUACAAGACGAAAUGGAUGUUGCAUUAAAUCAAAUAUCUGAUUUAAAUACACGUCUUGUCGAUAUGGAUCGUAUUCGUAAACAACUUGAAGCAGAAAAAUUAUCAUUAGGAUCAACAAUUGAAGAAUAUCGUGAACAAAUACAUAUUGAAAUAACAAAAUAUAAUGUAUUAAAUGCUUCGAUUGAUAAACUUCGUAGUGAUUUAGAAAAGAAGAUAGCUGAAAAAGAAGAAGAACUUGACAUACUUCGAUCAAGUCAACGAAAACAAUUAGAACAAAUGCAAGCACAAAUGGAAGAAAUUGAAAUACGUUAUAAAACAGAAGUUAGUCGUAUUAAAUCAAAAUUACAAAAUGAAAUCGAUGAACUACGUCUUCGUUAUGAUUCACUUAAAAAAAUAAAAAGUGAAAUGGAAAAUCAUCUUAAAAAACUUCAAGUUAAUAUUAAAGAAGCACAAGAUCGUCUUAUUGAAGAACAAACAGCACAUGCUGCAACAAGAGAAUUACUCAGUACAUCAGAAAAACGAUUCGGUCUUAUUCGUGUUGAAAUCGAAGAACUACGUGUUUUACUUGAUCGUAGUGAAAAAGCUCGUAAAACAACUGAACUUGAAUUACAUGAUUCGGAACAACGAUUAACUGAAGCAACAUCAUUAGCUAAUCGUGCUAUUGCAGAACGAAGAAAAUAUGAAGCUGAUGCUAUGCAAUAUCAAGGAGAAAUUCUUGAUGUUCGACAAGAACUUAAGAUUGUUGAUGAACGGGCUCGCAAAUUAGCUGCAGAAAUAAUUCUUCGUGAUGAAGAAAUUCGUCAUGAACGUGAAAAGACAGCUGAAUCAGAAGCAUCUAAACGAGCAUUAGAUCAACAAUUACGUGAUUGUAGUUCUAAGAUUGAUGAAGCUGAAGCUUAUGCUCGAGCUGAAGGAAAACGUAUUGCAGCUAAAUAUGAAGGCCGACUUGCACAACUCGAAACUGAAAUUGAUUUAGAACGUGCUCGUUAUCAAGAACUUCUUAAAGACUUACGUCGUAAUGAAAAACGUGUCAAAGAAUUAUUAAGUCAAGUUGAUGAAGAACAAACUAAAGUUCUUUCACUUACAGAUUCAAUUAGCAAAACUAAUGAUAAGAUGCGUAUUUACAAAUCACAAAUUGAAAGUACUGAAUCAUCAGCUGCACAAGUAUUAACACGUGCUCGUCGUCUUGAACGAGAACUUGAAGAUGCUGAACAACGUGCUGAAGUCGUUACAACAACAUUAAUUCGUUCACGAUCUAUGCAUCGUGAUUAUAAUUAA